Exophiala aquamarina CBS 119918 is the source of this 2079-nucleotide messenger RNA. RefSeq lists its product as uncharacterized. Bases 1 to 2079 code for a protein of 692 amino acids. The transcript has a single exon. The record is from RefSeq and is a predicted model, not a curated record. Lineage: Eukaryota; Fungi; Ascomycota; Eurotiomycetes; Chaetothyriales; Herpotrichiellaceae. Gene Ontology annotation, molecular function: protein binding.
AUGGAGUGGUCUCAGCAGUACCAACAGCUAAAGCUUGAUGCAGUUGGUAUGACGCAGAAGCCUGACAGCUUGUCCUUCUUUGCUCGUCGAACCUAUAUUCCCCGCCCUCUCUCAGAAGCCACCGAGAUUUUCGAUACCGACGCCGAGGAUGAACCAUUUGAAUCUCCAGAGGAUGACGACAGUCAAUCCACCUUAUCAAGCCGCGAUGAGCUCCCUACACCACCGCAUACCGGAGGACUUGGCGGGUUUGAGUUCCAUUUCGACGACAAAUGUGUUGUCGGGCCCCAAGGACCACAUCUGUUCCGAAGUAGCCCUGAUAUCUUGACCCAACCUGAAGAUGAUGUCUUUCUCGGCAUGUCUCCUGUACCUGGAACCGCCAUUGCUGAAUCACCAAAGACAGCUGCAAAGCCCAUCGAUUCUCUCACUAGCGCUGUUGCAGAGCUCGAUGAAUCUCAAGUUCGUGACUGGACUCCGCGACAAGUUGCUGACUGGAUGGCCGAGGCUGGUUUCGAGUCUGCUGUUGUGGAGAAGUUCCUCAUUCACGAUAUUUCUGGCACAGUUCUCAUCGACCUCCAAUUUGAAGACCUUAAGGAACUCGACAUCAGCUCGUUUGGCAAACGUCACAGGGUCAUGAGUUCUAUUCAACAGCUCCGCAAUUCAAGCAUGAUAUCCAUUGAGACCUCUCCGGUCUCAAGGACGCCAUCCCGAAGCCCAAGAUCAAUGCAACGGCCAGCUCGUGCUUCAGAGUUCCAAAUGGUCAUUCCCUCUCGGUCAAGGUCACGCCGUUCUCCGCGGCAGAGCACCCCCAUCACACCCUCCGAGUCUGUCUCUAUUGUUGGCAUCGAACAGGUACUCCCCAAAGAGCACAAGUGCUCCAAGGGUGAAGACUGUCCGAAGUGGCAAAAGCAGCAACGGAAGAUUCUUCGCAUGCAACGUGCAUUUGAAGAAGAGGCUAACCGGCCAAUUUCUGCAUCCCCAUCUGAGGCCGGUGUUGCACCAUCUGUCGUUGGUUCAUCGGAUGUGCUCGGUCCCAGCUCGGUCAAAAUCACUCACGAGGCGCUCAGCGUCGUCCAGCCUCGGGAUCCACAAGAAAGUGUCCGGCAGUUUCUAAACUUCCAACAUAUCCACAACACAACACACUCUCCUUCCCCACCUCCUGCAGCCUCAGCCUCAUAUGCACUCAAAUCUCCUCAGCUCACUGAACACCUCAAAGGCCUUCCCAAAUUGACAAUUCCGGUUGAUGUCAACGCCGAAGAGACGCAACCAGCCAGAACGCCCAUCUCUGCUCUGCAGCAACCAACACAGAUACAAGCCCAACUUCGGGCCCAGCUGAAAGCCGACCCAUAUCAUUAUGGUGGCGUUGCUUCACCUGCUGAUAUAUAUCGCCUCGACACGCCCAUGUCGGCCGUGGACAUUCCAGUCACCGCCAUCGCUGUGGACCCUUGCGAACGUGAUGCUUCUCAGUCCGUCCCACCUGAGAUGCGAUAUGGUGCCCCCAUGGCCUCCACACCCGACCCAGUUCAACGUUCAGCCUCCACGCAGCCCCCUCGCCGCCAUCGACAGCCAUCAUUCACACCCUCUGUCGCCCCCGUCAAAGAGAACGUCUCUCAUUUGAACCGUGCGCCAAAGCGUGUGACCGAAAUUGAGCUUGCCAACCAUCAAGGCUGGGUCCGUAAACGCAAAACUACACGGAUGCUACGCCAUGAAUGGCAGGACAACUAUUGUACUUUGGUUGGCACCAAGCUCACCAUGCAUGAUACCCAUUACGCCAACGCAAAUGAGCUUGAAGACAUCGACGUCGAUGAGUACACCCUCCACGCAUACUCCCAGGCGUCCAGUUCCAAGCUGUCUGCAGCGUUCAAGAAGAGCCUCUUGGGACAAGGCAAGCUACCUGCAGGCGAACACUCGUUUGCCUUUACACUCAUUCCCGAGGACAAGGCCGCUCAGAACAGAAAACUGUUCGAAUCCAAGAACAAGUCCCACCACUUUGCAGUAGACUCCUCGAAGGAGCGCGUUGAGUGGAUGAGGAAGCUGAUGCUGGCCAAAGCCAUGAAGAAGAAUGAGGGUGUUCAAAUCUAA